Molecule: messenger RNA, 4794 nt
Organism: Closterium sp. NIES-65
Lineage: Eukaryota; Viridiplantae; Streptophyta; Zygnematophyceae; Desmidiales; Closteriaceae
Source: the annotation of a GenBank genome assembly
AUGCCCGUGUGGCUGACGUGGCUUGACGUGGCAGUCAACUUCUGCUUCCUGGCGGAUCUCCUAGUCACGUUCUUUGUCGCAUUCAAAGACAAGCACACCUACACACUCGUUACAAGCCACUGGAAGAUCGCCGAGAGAUACUUAUUAUCCUACUUCCUCACGGACCUGCUCGCGCUCUUCCCUUGGAACACCUUCUACCAGCUGGUAGGUGCCAGUGGGGCAGCCAACCUGCUGCAGUGGCUGCUGUGGACUCGAGUGCUCAGGAUGCGACACCUCUUCAGAUACUUCCGCAGGUUACAGCGCGACAUCCGCCUGAGCUACUUCGCAGUCCGCUUCCUGAAGCUGAUCAUCGUGGAGAUGUACAUCACGCACGUCGCCGGCUGCUUCUUCUACUACCUCGCCACCACCAUGCCGCCUGAGGAGCAGGGCUACACCUGGAUCGGCUCCCUCACCCUCGGCGACUUCUCCUAUGAGAACUUCCGAGAAGUGGAUCUGUUCACGAGAUACGUGACAGCGCUGUACUGGUCCGUGGUGACCAUGGCGACGAUUGGAUAUGGGGAUAUUCAUCCGGUUAACCCCAGGGAGAUGAUCUUUGCCAUGUUCUACAUCACGGUCGACCUCAUUCUUUCGGCCUAUCUUAUCGGAAACAUCACUGCGCUGGUGGUGAAGGGCAGCAACACCACCAAGUACCGGGAGCGCAUGGCGCAGGUCAUCAAGUACAUGAACCGCAACCGCAUUCCCCGAGUGCUGCGCCACCAGAUGCGCCAGCAUGUGCGCCUGCAGUUUGAAACCGACCAGGUGGAGGACAACAUAUUGAACGACUUCCCUGUGAGCAUACGGCACAAGGUGGCGCGGGCUUUAUACCGGCGGCUCGUGGAGCAGAGCUACAUCUUCCAGGGCUGCUCGCCUGAAUUUAUUAACCAGAUCGUGACCAAGGUAACCCCAGAGCACUACUUCCCUUCAGAAGUCGUCAUUCAGCACAGAGACUCCCCCGAGCGCCUCUACAUCAUCUGCUCGGGCAAUGUGGAGGAGACCUCCCCUUCCUCUUCUGCUGACGGCGGCCGGCACUUCUCAGAGCUCGCCACCGGCUCGAUGUUUGGAGAGGUUGCAGUGCUAUGCAACAUUCCACAGCCCUUUGACGUCUCAGUCAUCGAGUUCUGCCAGGUGCUGCGGCUGGAGAGGGAUGAUCUGAACACGGCAAUCAACACCUUCAUGGUGGAUGGGAGGAAGAUAGUCGACAACUUGUUGGAGCGCACAACGGAGACAGGCAGCAAGUACGCAUUGCUGGCAUCGGAAAUCACGUCCCUGAUCGCCCAGCAGGAGGCGGAGCUGACGAUGACGACCAUCUAUGCGGCCUCGCGGGGGGACAUCGAGCAUCUCAAGAGGCUGAUCAAGGCGGGAGCGAAUGCAGGGAAGGCGGAUUAUGACGGGCGCACGCCAUUGCACCUGGCAGCAGCAGGGGGCUAUGAUGAGGUGGUUCGCUUCCUGCUCCUGGAGGGUGCGGAUGUGAACAGCAUGGACAACUUUGGCACCACGCCGCUGCUGGAGGCACUGCGGGCUGGGAAUGACUCGACUGCUAAGAUCCUGACGGAGAAGCAUGGCACUGUGAACCUGCAGGUGCGUGCGUGUGUGCUGCACUGGCCCAUGCACAGGCCCAUGGUAUGGGGUUGGCGUGGCCCAUGGUAUGGGGUUGGCGUGGUGGGGUGUCCUUACACGCUGCUGGAGGCACUGCGGGCGGGGAAUGACUCGACUGCUAAGAUCCUGUCGGAGAAGCAUGGCACUGUGAACCUGCAGGCACUGCGGGCGGGGAAUGACUCGACUGCUAAGAUCCUCACAGACAAGCACGGCACUGUGAACCUGCAGGUGCGUGCGUGUUCGCUGCACUGGCCCAUGCGCAGGCCCAUGAAAGCAGGCACGGAUCGGUGCAAAGCGGUGAUGAGGGGUGACAUGGGACUGCUGAGGAGACUGCUGAUCAACCCCAAUGCAGCCGACUACGACCUCCGCACACCCCUCCACACUCCCCUCCCCUCGCUCCGAAGAACAGACCUAUGUAACGCUGUCAUGCGAGGCGACACGGGGUUGUUGAGGAGGCUGCUGGUCAACGGAGUCAACCCCAAUGCUGCCGACUACGACCUCCGCACGCCCCUCCACAUCGCAUCCGCCGAGGGAUUCGUCCAGGUGGCGCGUCUACUGGUGGAGCACGGUGCUGACGUGGCAGCACUGGAUAGGUGGGGCAAUUCGUCGCUGGAUGAGGCGCGCCGAUGUGGCAGCCUGCCAUUGAUCCACCUGUUGGAGGAGGCCAUGCGGGAACGGGGGCUACUGAUUGCACAGGCCACCGCCCCCCUUCCUCCCCCUUUCCCCAACUCCCACUCCCUCACACGCUCCCACCCGUCCCCCCUCCUCGUCCCUGCCGAUGCGGACUGGGACCGAAUCACCGAGGAUGGCUCGGCAACUCCCCGGAUUGGCAUGUCAGGCUCGGCAACGCCCCUCCUGAGUGGGCCCGGCACGCCCCAGUGGAGAGGAUCGGGAACGUCGCCUGGGAGGGCGCAGUGGAGACCUCUUGGGGGUGGUGGGGUGAGGAGGACAGGUGGCAGGGCUGGAGGGAUGGGGUAUGGCGGCGGCGCCGGCGCCGCUGGUUCAGCUGGUGCGGCCGGCAUGGGAAGAUUGGUUCCUUUGGGACCCAAGAGAAUCACGGUGUUCCCCUUUCCCCCAUGGGAACUGAAGCCUCAAAGAGUUGGGCAGCUCAUGCCACUUCCUCCGUCCAUCCCUGACCUCCUCUCAACGGCUUCCAGCAUUUUUGGCGCGUCUUUUGUGGCACCCGGCAAUAUCGAGGCGACUGCCACACUAGGCGAGGACUCAGGAGAAGACUCAGUGGUAUCGGAAAGCGACUCGGGCGUAGCGACGUCGAGUGUGGUGUCUGAACUCGUGGCUCGAGUGGCGCGCGAGCCGAUAGAAACUAUAGAAAGUCUAGACCUGUCGCGUGUGCUUGAAGCGGAAGUGGGACCGAAUGGGGUUUUAACGGAAGGGGUGGCGUCGGCGGUGCUGGUAGAGCUGAGCCGCGCGGGCAAGAGUCGACACGCUCUGAAACUCUUCGACUGGCUCAAGGCACGGGCAUUCCUCCUGUCCACGUCAGCACACACCGCACUGAUCGCCGCAUUGGCGCGCAGCGGGCCGUACGCUGACGCGGCGCGUGUUCUAGCGGGCAUGCGCGCCGCGGGGCUGUCUCCCACCGUCCACGCGUGCACCGCCGCCAUGCAGGCCCAAUCACGCGCCGGCAGGUGGCGGGCGGCGCUGCUGCUAUUGGAGGAGAUGCGAGGCAUGGGGCUGAAACCCGAUACGAUGGCUUAUAACGCGGUGCUCACUGCGUGUGGACGAGCUGGUCGCUUGCAGGAGGUAUUAGCUGUAUACCAGGCCAUGCAGGACGACGAAUGCCGCCCGUCUACUGGCACACGCGCAUUGCUCAUGAGCACGUUCGUCCGCGCCAACCGCUGCGACCUGGCGCUGCAGCUCUUCUUUGACGCCAGGCUGGCAGGCCAGCCCGUGACUCCCGACAUGCACAGAGGACUGAUAUGUGUUGCAUCUAAGGUGGGUCGCUGGCCGCUCGCUCUUGACCUCUUAGACGAUCUCCUUGCCACGUGGACAGACCCGGGGGAGGAGGAACAGGCGGGCCUCUUUGUUUCCCGUUUUCUCCACCACGAACCGUCCCUCCCUCCCUCCCAUUUCGUCGUCCACGUGAUUCCACUAUCAGACGAUCUCCUUGCCACGUGGACAGACGCAGGGGUGGCAGGUGAACGGGCAGCAGGAGCUGCUGCGGAUGGUUCACGAGCAGCUGCAUCGGCCGAUUCGCGUAUGGAGGGUAUCCCUCCUGUUCCGAAAAAAUAUUUUGAGGCUAGGCAGGACGAGGGGCCUCCUGCUGCUGCUGCUGCUUCUGGUGGUGGUGGUGAUGCUGCUGCGCCUGGUGCUGGCUCUGGCAGGGGCGGACCCAGAUCGUCCGAUGCUGGGAGUGGGGAGCGGUGGGAGGGGGGGAGCACGUGGGGCGAGGUUUUGGGAGCGCCCAACUCUGCUCUGCCGUUCAACGCCCUCAUCUCGUCCCUUGCUCGUGCAGGUAUGCUGCCUCAUCUCCCUCUCUAUCUCCCCCUCUCUCGCCCCUUAUUUCUCACUCUCUCGCACUUACAGCUCCCUCAUCUCCCAGCUCGUCCCCCCCAUGUCCUCCCGAUGUCCUCCCCUCCUCCUUUCCCCUCCUACCCUCCCCUCCUCCCUUCCCUCAGAUCAAUGGCAGGCCAAUGGCAGAUCGCGCUGUCAGUCUUUUCCCAAAUGAAGAAGCUGGGCAUUCCCCCGGACCACUUCACGUGGUCCGGGCUAGCUUCGGCGCUGGCUCGGGCGGGAGAAUUCGACCGAGCCAUGGCGUUAUUUGAGCACAUGGGGGAGAGAGAAGGACUUCAACCAACGCUGGUGGUGUGUAACUGCGCGCUGCUGGCAUGUCAGCACAAGGCCAAGUGGCAGAGAGCACUGCAGCUGCUGUGGCGGAUGGAGAGGAUGGGCGUGCAGGCGGAUGUGCGGAGCUACAGCAUGGUCAUCCGGACUUGUGAACUCGCAGGCCAGUCCGAGGCAGCCCUGACGGUGUACCAGCGCAUGCUCAAGGCGGGGUGCAAGCCCAACACCUUCACUCUGGCAUCACUCAUCCGCAUUCUCGGCAAGACCAAGGACUGGCAGGGGGCUGUGAAGAUCUUUGAGUUUCCCGUAGUGCCCACAUUUUUCUCCCCGGAUUUUGUUCUGCCUGGUUCCUCCUACUGA